GAUCACCAACCAGUCUUCUGAGAAGAUUUGCAAGUUAGCAGUCUCACUCGCUUGAUAUAUCUACUAACUCGAAGUAUUCAGGACUAUAGCUGUCGCAUCUCAAGACAUCAACCUUCAAAUGACUGACGCAUAUAACGCACCCCACCCGAAAGAAGGCAAACGCACUCGCGUACAACUAUCCUGUACAGCAUGUAGAGCACGCAAGUUGAAAUGCUGUCGCACUCACCCGUGCACCAACUGCAGAAAACGCGGCGAGGCCAGCUCCUGCACUUUCGUCGGCCGCGGACCGCGGGGGAAGACGCAGGGGCGGGCGAGUCCCACUCAUGUUCAGGAUCGCUUGCAGCACUUGGAGAACUUGAUCUUGUCACUUACGCAGCAGCGACAAUUAGAGCAGGCUGGGGGCGAGCAACAAAAUGCUGGAGGGAUCGAGCGGGAAGAGGUGAACUUCAAUAGUCUGGAAUCGAACCAUGCAGGUAAUGUCCCUUUCGUGGGGAGUGGAGGGCUUACCACUAGAGAGAAUGGGACCAAUGGGGACCAGCACACACCAUCUUCGGGACCGGGAUCAAGGUCACGUACCUUGACACCGGAAGAUUCUCCGUCAGACCCCCCUGGAAAGCUGGUGGCCCAGGAAGCGGAAACGAGGUAUAUUGAUGGGGCACAUUGGAGAGCUGUUCUAGAAGAGAUUAGCGAAGUUAGGGAGUAUCUGCGUGAGCAAGAUGUGCCUUCCGAUGAUGAGCUUGUUCAUAAUGAUACGACGAACGCGACCUCACCGAUCUUGUUGCUGGGAUUGCACAAAACCCUCAAGAAAGAGGAGCUGCUGGCACAGAUACCGCCGCGGUCGGUAACCGAUCGACUAGUUGCACGGUGGCUCAGUACAAAAGAGCCUGUUAUUGCUAUUAUUCACAUCCCAACAUUUCAGAAGGAGUACAAUCGAUUCUGGGACAAUCCUAAGGACGUAUCUCUGUCGUGGCUUGCUAUGUUAUCGGCCUCCAUCACAAUGACAUUUGCUUUCCAUCAACGCGCCGGAGAUAUGGUGCCACUGUCGUUCGAAAACCCCGCUGAGACUCAGAAUUCAUUGCGUAAGCUCACAGCCCAGUGUCUCGCUCAGGCAAACUAUACCGUGCCUGCAAGGUACAAAGUCGAGGCGCUUUUCCUGUACACCAUGUGUGAGUUCUUCCAAAGCGACGACGCGCAAGUCGGUGUUUCUUUUCUCCUCGGCAUUACAAUCCGCCUAGCCAUGCGAGCAGGCUAUCACCGAGACCCCAGGCACUUCCCCGACAUGUCAGCCUUUGACGGUGAGAUGCGUCGACGGGUUUGGACCAUUCUCUGCCAAUUAGACACUCUCAUUAGCUACCAGAUCGGUGUACCUAGAACCAUUCAGGACUGGCAGCAUGACGUAGACCUACCUCGCAAUUUAUCCGACGAGGAUUUCGACGAAAGCACCGAGGCACUACCCCCUUCUCGCCCUGAGCACGUGUUCACUCUGAUGUCGUCACUCGAUCUGGCUUACUCGCGCGAGCCCAUCACCUAUGACGAGACUCUGGCGCUCGAUCGACAUCUCGACGAGGCGCAUGAUCAAGUGCCUGCCACGUUCAAGAUGCGUCCGAUCAAUCAAUGCAUCGCGGACCCUUCGGACAUCAUCCUCCGGCGAUACACCGUAGAGCUUUUGUACCUGAAAUCGCGGUUGGUGCUGCAUCGGAGGUACCUGGGCGAAGAUCAUACCAACCUCCGCUAUGCCUACUCUCGGUGGGUGUGUAUGAGCUCCUCAAAGGCCAUUCUACGCUACCAAGCGGAUCUCUACCAUGAGACGCAGCCGGGGGGGCUGUUAUACCGGGAUCGACAUUUUCCCAGCGCGCUUCAAUAUGCGGACUACCUGCUUGCGGCGAUGAUUAUCUGUCUGGAGUUAUCGCAUAACCGCACAGGGGUAGCACCACCAGUCGGCGCAGGCACCAAUGACGACCUCGCAGUUGUGAUCAAGGGCCAAGAGGAAUUACUUUCCGCAUUGGAGAUGUCCCAUCAGAUUUUCGCUAAGAUGCGGCACCGGUCAACGGACGCGCAGCUGGGGUAUGCUGCGAUGACGAUCAUGCUUCGCCGGGUCAAGCAGCAGCAUCGGGAGCCGGAGGAAGACGACAAGCUAGGCAGCCCAACCCAACCCCCGGCAUACGGAAGCUGGCAGAUGGAGAGUGCAGACUCGCUAAACGCGCUGGAUCUUCAGCCGAUGGACGGGGUUACCCCGGGGCUCGCUUCAUUGGAUGUCAUUGAGGAAAUGUUGAACGCGCCAACAAAUAUGGAUUGGCGUCUGUGGGAUCUGCAGAUACAGGGCGUCGAGGGGCCGAAUGCAGGUAAUGCUUGGACACAACCAGGGAUGAACGAUGUACAAGCCGAUUAGCAGCGAUUUGCCGGUAUAUUUGGUAAGCGAGGCGGGACAAUAGUUACUAAACUACCAAAAGAAUACCUCUCUAUUGUCUUUGUUCCGAGUUGAUCUAGUAGUUAGUCCUUACCUAGGGCUGCUCCAAGCCUGACUCACAUCCUGUUGUUCAACCAAGGGCUCCAGCAUCUUGAAGAGGUCGAGCAAAACGUAACCUCCGAAAAGGGAAUCGGAC
This is a messenger RNA of Aspergillus saccharolyticus JOP 1030-1, 2603 nucleotides long. RefSeq names its product putative C6 transcription factor. The record is from RefSeq and is a predicted model, not a curated record. Gene Ontology annotation, biological process: DNA-templated transcription; regulation of DNA-templated transcription. The transcript is spliced from 8 exons. Gene Ontology annotation, cellular component: nucleus. Gene Ontology annotation, molecular function: DNA-binding transcription factor activity, RNA polymerase II-specific; zinc ion binding; DNA binding. The coding region runs from base 119 to 2389 and encodes 756 amino acids. Lineage: Eukaryota; Fungi; Ascomycota; Eurotiomycetes; Eurotiales; Aspergillaceae.